AUGGCCUUCUCCUCGUUCCCAUGGCCGUUCCGCCACCGAGCCGGCGGCAGCGGCAUCAGCGGAACCGGCCCAAGCAAACCCUCCGCCACGGAGAGGAAGGAGGAGGACGCGGAGGAGCUCGGCGUCACGCCGCAGCUCCUCGACUUCCUCCGGACACUCUCCCCCGACGCCUUCAAGUCCUUCCCCACCAGAGGAUCCGCGGAGUCGGCGGCCGAGCUCUCAGACUGGCAGCAGCGGCACGCCGUCCUCGUGCUCGCCAGAGCCAAGGAACUCGCUAAGGUCCGCUAUGAUCUGUGCCCACGCCACAUGAAGGACAAGCAGUUCUGGACAUACAUCUUACCCAACUCUGUAUUGGCUCAGGAUGAUUUGGUUGCUCCAGUAGCUACAAGUGAGCAAGCUGAUGUAAAUGUUACUGGCCUACGUCGUAUAGAAGAUGAUUUAGUGAUCUCAAAUGAUCACACUAUCAAAUGCUGA
Triticum urartu is the source of this 474-nucleotide messenger RNA. Lineage: Eukaryota; Viridiplantae; Streptophyta; Magnoliopsida; Poales; Poaceae. The record is from RefSeq and is a predicted model, not a curated record.